Molecule: messenger RNA, 741 nt
Organism: Penicillium concentricum
Lineage: Eukaryota; Fungi; Ascomycota; Eurotiomycetes; Eurotiales; Aspergillaceae
Exons: 2
Coding region: 1-741 (246 amino acids)
Source: RefSeq, a predicted model, not a curated record
AUGUCAAUUAAUUAUUCUGUUGGAACCCGCUCUGAUAACAACACUUCUUCUCGCACCCCUGUCAUUAUCAUUGGCGCAAUAGCUGGCGGCCUCAUCUUCCUAGCAAUGGCUGGAAGCUUACUAUAUCUCUUCUCGCGCAAAGAACGGGCCAGAAGAAGAAAUGCACAGUCCGAAGACUUCUCUCCUCUCGAACCUCCACCAGCCUAUAAAACGGAUGAACUAGGCACACCCCGAGGUCUCCACUCCCAACCUCGGCCCUUGUCUUCCUUUGCGCCGGACUACAGUCGCCAGGCCCAACAUGCGCAACAAUACCAACAGCAGCUAUCUCGCACUUCAUACGAACAACCCCCGGCAUACCCCACACUGCCAACAUAUGAUCCAUCACGAUACCAACCUAUUCGGCCAACGUCCAUGGGCGAUUUCAACGCCCACAACUAUACCUAUAACCCCGCUCAUGCCAAUCCACAUCCUGGUCCCUCUUCCCGCUUGAGUGCAGUUCACUACAGUGACGCUAGACUAGCUUCCCGACCAGUAUCAAUGGCCGACUAUGGUGCUCCAAUUGGUCCCGUAGCUGUUCCAACUAGGCCGAGACGCCAGGCAGCUAUCCCACCACCGGAACAGAACAGGCAGGAGCGCAGGGACAAGAGGGAGAGAAGUGCAUCGGAGCCAAUGCUUUCGGCCCAGGCCGCCCCAAAACAGCCUAAACCCGUCUUGUCGCGGCUGAUCACCAAUUUCCGUUGA